Messenger RNA from Armigeres subalbatus, 1485 nucleotides. RefSeq names its product vesicular glutamate transporter 1-like. The transcript is spliced from 7 exons. Gene Ontology annotation, biological process: monoatomic anion transport; neurotransmitter loading into synaptic vesicle; synaptic transmission, glutamatergic. The record is from RefSeq and is a predicted model, not a curated record. Bases 52 to 1485 code for a protein of 477 amino acids. Gene Ontology annotation, cellular component: synaptic vesicle membrane; excitatory synapse. NCBI's taxonomy places the organism in Eukaryota, Metazoa, Arthropoda, Insecta, Diptera, Culicidae. Gene Ontology annotation, molecular function: neurotransmitter transmembrane transporter activity; L-glutamate transmembrane transporter activity.
GCAUUUAGUCAUCGUUGCGCAACACCUGGACUGAGAAACCACAUCUGUAAAAUGGCUGCCUUCACCGGACUUAAGGAUCGUGCUGCCAACGUUUUCGGCGGAAUGCGCUUCGAGAAGUUCGAAAUGCCGAAGCAGGGCUACGACCAGAUGGGCGGCGGCGGCAUGGUACCUGGUGGCGACGGCACCAAAGGGUACGCGGCGGACGACGGCGGAGGCGAUUCGCCGAUGUCGUUCGAGGAAAUCGAACGGCCACCGUUGCGACACAUCGACAAGUACGUCCGGGCGGAGUGUCCCUGCAUCAAAACGACCCGCUUCACCAUCGCCCUGAUGACCUGUCUGGGGUUCAUCAUUUCGUUCGGAAUGCGCUGCAACAUGGGCAUGGCCAAGCUCCAGUUCGAGAAUGCGACCGUCAAAUACAACUGGACCGUCGCCAUGGAGAGUGCGGUCGAUUCUUCCUUCUUCUGGGGCUAUCUGGUGACCCAGGUGCCGGGAGGUUUCCUCGCAUCCAUGUACCCAGCGAAUCGAAUCUUCGGUACGGCAAUCGCAUGUUCAGCAUUUCUCAACCUUCUCGUCCCGGGAGCGAUGGCAUUGCACCCUGUUGUAUUGAUUAUGGUUCGAGUGGUGCAGGGAUUGGUAGAGGGUGUCACGUAUCCGGCUUGCCACGGUAUUUGGCGCUUCUGGGCCCCUCCGCUGGAGCGAUCCCGACUGGCAACGAUGGCGUUCAGCGGUUCGUACGCCGGUGUCGUGAUAGGAAUGCCAAUGUCCGGUAUCUUGACCGGCUGGAUCAGUUGGCACGCGCCGUUCUUCUUCUAUGGCUUGUGCGGGGUCAUCUGGUACUGCUUCUGGCUGUGGUUGUCGUUCGAGAAACCGCGACAGCAUCCAACCAUCUCGCUCAAGGAGCUGAAAUACAUCGAAAAAUCCCUCGGAGACUCGGUAUCGCUGCCGAUGCCGAAAAUUUCCACCACACCGUGGCGAGCGAUGGCCUCGUCCAUGCCGGUGUACGCCAUCAUUGUGGCCAACUUUUGCCGCUCGUGGAACUUUUAUCUACUCGUACUGUAUCAAAGCGCAUAUCUUAAGCAUUCGUUUGAUUUCAAAAUCGAAGAGACUGGUAUUUUAGGAGCACUGCCACAUCUACUGAUGACAAUUAUUGUGCCAUUCGGAGGAAUGUUAGCCGAUUACCUGCGAAAGUCCGGAAUAAUGACGACAACCAACGUGAGAAAGUUAUUCAACUGCGGUGGCUUCGGCUUGGAAGGAUUCUUCUUCCUAGUAGUGGCGCACUCAACUAGCCCUAUGGGAGCCGUUACGGCACUAACGUUAGGCGUCGCCUUCAGUGGGUUCGCCAUUUCCGGCUACAACGUGAACCAUCUGGAUAUCGCACCCCGCUACGCCAGUAUCCUGAUGGGAAUGUCCAACGGCAUCGGCACCAUUGCCGGUCUGAUAUGUCCCAUAGCGAUCGAUCAUCUAACGAGGGGACAGAUAAAUUAA